CUGAAUGUAAAAUCCGGGCUAAGUGCCAAAUAAUUCAUUUUCGCGUUAGGUUGUGAAAUACGUGCAAUGUACCAAAUGCAAUUCCGUAUAAAGUGGGCUAUCAUUAGUUUGUUGUGGAACUAGUUUUUAAAAAAUCCGCUAUGAUGCGUGGUGUGCUAUGAAGCACCAGCUGUUUGGUAAAAAACGGGCUAUGUGUCUUGUUAGGCUACGGUUACAGUGCAAGCGAAUUCGUGCGAACCAUAGUUCGGGCGUGUACGUCCGAAUUCGGGCGAACAAGAAGUGGUUUCUGGUUCAGGAGAUAUUUUAAGCGAAAUUCAGAGCGAUUUUAGUUUGCUGUACAGAACAGACGCGAGCGACCUAUAAAAGUGUCAUGGAUUUUGAAGAAGAAUUCUAUUUAGCAGAAAGUACAUUCCCGAAACUGCUAUUAUUUGGACCAAGAAAGAGACAAUUCUGGGUUAAUGAAAUUUAUUUAAAUCACCACUUGAGUGAAUAUUUCAAAAUUUUUGAAGAAUUAAAAAAUCAGCCAUUAAAGUUUUAUGAAUAUUAUCGUAUGACUUAUGACACAUACUUUUAUAUAUUGAAUGCGAUAGAGGAAGAUAUAAGAAAACAAUGUAAUUUUAGAGAAUGUAUUUCUCCAUCUGAAAAGUUAACAGUAACUUUAAGAUUUCUCUCAACUGGACUUGGCUUUCGUUCCCUAGCCUAUUCUUUUAGAAUGUCUCACAGCACGAUAAGAAAAGUCAUAUAUGAAACAUGUACGGCAAUAUGGAAUAAAUUAAACCUACAGCACUUGCCUCAACCAACAAAAGAAUCGUUAUUGAGAAGCUCUACAUCGUUUUUUGAUAAGUGGAAUUUUCCAAACUGCAUCGGUUGUAUCGAUGGAAAACAUAUUCGUAUUAAAUGUCCAAGCAAAACUGGCACAAUGUUUUAUAAUUAUAAACAAUACUUUUCCAUAGUACUACAGGCAGUAGCAGAUGCAAAUUAUAAAUUUGUGUGCAUUGACGUGGGUGGAUAUGGGAAACAAAGCGAUGGCGGAACUUUUGCUUCUUCAACUUUAUCGCAGCAGUUAGAACAUGGAUCUUUACUACCAGAAAAUAGAAAACUUCCAAAUUCCGAUGUGGUGCUUCCGCACGUUUUACUAGGUGACGAUGCAUAUCCUUUAAAAAAGUAUCUAAUGAAACCCUAUUCUAAACGAAAUCUCUCACGGGAAGAAGAAAUAUUCAACUACAGACUGUCACGGUGUCGCAGAACAGUGGAAUGCUCAUUUGGAAUUAUGACAGCAAAAUGGAGACUAUUAAACAAACCUAUAGAGUGUCAUCCAGAUAAGGUCGAUUUAAUAGUGAAAUGCAUUUGUUUAUUACAUAACAUAAUUAUAGACAGGGAAGGUCUUAACCAACUCAAUAGAUUGCAAACUGAGCUGACACAUUCCCAGAGUAAAAACAAUUACAAAGCUCGUGCAAACAACAGGUCUACUAACGUGGCAUACGAUGUACGAGAAACUUUUAAACUAUAUUUUAAUAGUGAAAUUGGCGCCAUACCACAACAAUAUACUAUUUAAGACCGGAAUUUAACAUGUCAAUUAUAUAAAAAUACAUUAGAAAACAUUAUAUUAAACAGUGUGACUAGCUUAAUAAAUCGUAGUUUAAUGUAAAAUUAAAAUCAUA
Messenger RNA from Onthophagus taurus, 1661 nucleotides. The record is from RefSeq and is a predicted model, not a curated record. NCBI's taxonomy places the organism in Eukaryota, Metazoa, Arthropoda, Insecta, Coleoptera, Scarabaeidae.